Saxophila tyrrhenica is the source of this 615-nucleotide messenger RNA. RefSeq lists its product as uncharacterized. Gene Ontology annotation, molecular function: metal ion binding; pre-mRNA 3'-splice site binding. Lineage: Eukaryota; Fungi; Ascomycota; Dothideomycetes; Mycosphaerellales; Extremaceae. Bases 1 to 615 code for a protein of 204 amino acids. Gene Ontology annotation, cellular component: U2AF complex; spliceosomal complex. The record is from RefSeq and is a predicted model, not a curated record. Gene Ontology annotation, biological process: mRNA splicing, via spliceosome. The transcript has a single exon.
AUGGCCAACUACCUCGCCUCCAUCUUCGGCACGGAGCAGGACAAAGUCAACUGCAGCUUCUACUACAAAAUCGGCGCCUGCCGCCACGGCGACCGCUGCUCGCGCAAACACGUCAAGCCCUCCUACUCGCAGACCGUGCUGCUCCCCAAUCUCUAUCAAAACCCGGCCUACGACAACAAGUCGCGCCUCACGCCCUCCCAACUCCAAAACCACUUCGACGCCUUCUACGAGGACUUCUGGUGCGAGAUGUGCAAGUACGGCGAGAUCGAGGAGGUGGUCGUGUGCGACAACAACAACGACCACCUGAUCGGCAACGUGUACGCGCGGUUCAAGUACGAGGACAGCGCGCAGGCGGCGUGCGAUGCGCUGAACAGUCGGUGGUAUGCUGCGAGGCCGAUUUACUGCGAGCUCAGCCCCGUUACGGAUUUUAGGGAAGCGUGUUGUAGGCUGAAUAGCGGGGAAGGGUGCGUGAGGGGUGGGUUCUGCAAUUUCAUCCAUCGCAAGGAGCCGAGUCCCGAGUUGGAUAGGGAGAUUGAGUUGAGUACGAAGAAGUGGUUGAAGGAGAGGGGGAGGGAUGAGAGGAGUAUGAGCAGGAGCCCGACUCCGGAGCGGUGA